Prosopis cineraria is the source of this 2665-nucleotide messenger RNA. RefSeq names its product splicing factor-like protein 1. Gene Ontology annotation, biological process: regulation of mRNA splicing, via spliceosome. Gene Ontology annotation, molecular function: zinc ion binding; mRNA binding. Lineage: Eukaryota; Viridiplantae; Streptophyta; Magnoliopsida; Fabales; Fabaceae. The transcript is spliced from 2 exons. The coding region runs from base 365 to 2488 and encodes 707 amino acids. The record is from RefSeq and is a predicted model, not a curated record. Gene Ontology annotation, cellular component: nucleus.
CUAUGACAGUAUCAGGAUAAGCACACUCUUUAGUCUAUGGAGGCCGAACCGACGAAGAGAGGAUUCUCAGGUCUUUUUCUUUUCCUCAGUUCAGUGACGCUUCGCUGCACGGCACGCCGAGAAGGAAAAAGUCGACGAAAUUUUGAUCAAGAUUAGUCGGCGCGACGUUCAUGCUGGAUUACAGUCUUGUAAAAUUCAAAAGUGAAAAGAGGAAGACAGGUUGUAAUACUUUUGCGCAGAUUGGAUACAAAGUUCAUUAGUCGGUAGUAGAUAUGCAGAAACUUCGACCAUCAUGUGUUUCCAGUAUUAUAAGGAAAAUUAGCGUUAUCUUGGGCGAACUGACGGAUCAGUGAAGGAAUUACUGAUGGAGCAAUACAUUCUUCAAAAUCUUUCAGACAUGAUUGGUGAAGCUAGAGAUCAAAUUGAAUACCACCUCCGAGUACUUAAAAAUGAAGUAGAAGAUGAAGAAGAUGGAUCAUGUGAAGAACUAGAAGAAGAUUCUGGAGAGGAUCCCAUUGAAGAAGGUGAGCAAAAGCAGCUAGAUGAAACAACUCUUAAAGAGAACGAUCAUGAAUCAGGAUAUGUUAAAUCAAAUGAUAAGAAGAGGUGUCUGAAUGUUGCAUCUGGUGAAUUAUCUACAUUGCUAUGCUAUCAAUCACAAAAGAAGUGCAAGCAAGUGGGAUCUUCUGGUCCAAAAUUAGAGUCCAGACCCUCAGAUCUGGAGCUCAAUAAUGACUCUGUAACUGCAGUGGCAUCUAUUAUUGAUAAUUGUACUUCCGAAGAAGGUACUGGGAGUUCUGGAAAACGAAGGCGGAGCAGAUGGGAACCACAGUCUGAGGAUGAUGGCAUAAAAGACGAUCAGACCUGCAAGAGGAGGAAAACCAGGUGGUCCAAUGAGGACACUCAACUAAAAAUGCUGGGGCCACUUCAGCUGCCUGAUUUUGCAAAAGAUUUUCUUGUUGGAUAUGAGAAUAAUCCUGAAAUUCAAGGGCUGAAAGCUGAGCUUCUUGAGAUUAAUAGAAGAUUGCAUGGACCUCUUUAUGAUGAUAAGCUUGAGGGAGAAAGAUCUCCUUCACCAGAACCAAUAUAUGAUGACCUUGGCCUCAGAAUAAAUACAAGAGAAAAAGGACUUCGUCAGAAACUUGUCCAGAAACGUCAAAACAUCAUAUCAAAGUUGAUCGAAUCAAACCCAAGUUUUAGCCCUCCUCCUGAUUACAAGCCUCCGAAACUCUUCAAAAAACUCUACAUACCAGUGAAAGAAUUUCCAGAUUACAAUUUUGUUGGCCUUAUAAUUGGGCCUCGUGGAAACACAACGAAGAGAAUGGAAAAUGAAACUGGGGCCAAGAUUCAUGUUAGAGGUAAAGGAUGCUCGAAAACACCCAUCAAUUCUGAUUCUUCUAAAGAGGAUUUACAUGUGUAUAUAGAAGCAGAGAACAAAAAUUCACUGGAUGCGGCAGUUGCCAUGGUUGAAAAAUUGCUAAUCCCAGUUGAAGGAAGAAAUGAGCACAAGGAAGCUCAAUUAAAGGAGCUGGCCAUGCUGAAUGGAACAGUUAGGGAUGAAAAUGUGUGCUAUGUUUGUGGUGACGUGGGACACCAGUCAUAUGCCUGCCCUGACCUUCAAUCAACUUUCAAACUGAACUCAUGCAAUACAUAUUUUAGUACCAGUUAUUCAAUACCUGCCUGUCCCUUGGACGUACUAUCUCCACAGAAUGACUCUGAGCAGGGUUCUGGUUCUGGUUUUAGCUUCAGUUCAACACAGAGUAGACAACGGAGGCCAGAAAAGAAAUCAUUGAUGAAUAAUCUUUAUGUUGGCAAUCUACCUCAAGCGUUUGAUGACAAGAGAUUAUCUGAGCUGUUUUCUCCAUUUGGUAAGAUCACUGAAGUAAAAGCUAUCAAGAAUCGAACAACUGGAAUUUGUAAAGGGUAUGGAUUUGUCACUUUUGACAAUGCCACGGAUGCACAGGAAGCUGUGACUCAUUUGAACGGUUUAGAAAUAGAUGGUAGGGUUUUGAAGGUAAGGAUAGCAGGGCUUAUGUCAAAUACUGAAUCUCCAAGAUUAAUUCUUCUUCCAGAGCGGUCUGGUCCUGCAGUUAUAUCCCAAAGUGUUAGAAGCCAAACAUAUUGGCCUGGCCCAUUACAUUUUAUGCUGCCAGAACAUCCAACUUCGUUUCACGACAGUAAUGGUAUAAAUCUGUUUUCAUCUGGUAUCAACUCACAGCAUCGUCGAAGCUUUUCUCCUCCAAGCUACAGCCCAUGCCCUUCUGAUUUUAGUAAUUCCGGCAAAGUACGAUUUUCAUGCAACUUUUCAGAGCAAGGAUUUUUGUCAUCUGGCAGUUCAAUUUCAGAGAGUCCUGGCUCCCAAAUUCAGUCAUAUUUUAUGACACCGCCACUCCAGAACGCUGCAUUGUCCAAUCCUGAUUGCAGAUCAGAAGAUAUAAAUUCUUUCCCUUCUUCAUCGCAGAGAAGGUAUUACACUACACUUAACUGAAUGGACAUACGCGGAUAUUCUGCUUUUAACAGGAGACUUUUUUGAAGUUGUGUUCCUAGUAACCUGUAUAAUUUUGGAUAGAAAAACGAAAUCCCCCAUCCAUCUCUUUCUUUUCCUUCUUUAUGUACUGAUAGUGGGAAAGGCCAAGAGAAAAUAGAACUACAGAAAACUAAUGGA